UACCCAACCAACCCAAAACUAGAAACUAGUUGAAUAAAAGCGGCAAUCACUUUUAUGAAAUAUUUUUUCUUUAAUAGUCUUCGUUGUUGGUCGUUAAGUUUUGCGAUCAACAUAUAGGUAUGUCAGACUGCGACGAAUUUGCCAUUAACGUUGAAGAGAUUGAGAAGGAUUUAGCUGACAUAGAACAGAAAUAUUGGCCCCGCGUGAAUGAAAACGACUUGCAAUUUGGCCAGUUUCGAGAGAUUAUAAGUAUCUUAUCGAAGGAAUUUGACUCUCUAGGAUUGCCUCCAUUGGACCUAUCCCUUGCAAUGCCUGAACUAUUCCAUAAGGUGUUGUUGUCGUCUCGUGCGUUAGUUCAGAUGCACAGAAUCGCCAUAGCUCUCAUCAAAGACAAGAAUAUCGAUCAGAAGCGUCACAAUCAAAAAAAUAAUGAACUCUAUGACGCCUUGGACGAGUGCAAGAGGCAACUGGACAGGUCGCGGGAAACGCGCGACGCCCUUGAGAAAAAAAUAGUUUGGCUAACCGAGGAAAUGUCAAAUAUGCGCAAGAGGGAAUGUUCCCACAAACAAGAACUGGAGCGAGUAAAAAAUUACCACAGAGCGAAACAAAACGAAGUGGAACAUAAUUUAAGGAGAAUUGUUAAAGAGAAUGAUUUUCUGAAAGAAACAUUUGGUACAAAUAUCAGCACGCCGAGUUCUACCAACGAAGUCGCGUUAAAACUUUUGCAAAAGCACAGGAACAGGGAGGAUAUUUAUAAAGGGACCAUAAAAAAAUUGCAAGAGACGAACAGAGACCUACUGGAUGAAAUUUUCAGCAUGAAAGAAGAGCUGGUACUAUGUGAUACGAAAAAGUGAAGAAGUGAAUUGCUA
Molecule: messenger RNA, 869 nt
Organism: Cylas formicarius (sweet potato weevil)
Lineage: Eukaryota; Metazoa; Arthropoda; Insecta; Coleoptera; Brentidae
Exons: 4
Coding region: 120-854 (244 amino acids)
Source: RefSeq, a predicted model, not a curated record